AUGGAGAUAAGCUGGGUGUCCCCUCCAACCAGUUCCCCAGUUGUGUUGUGGGUGCACUGGGGCCUUGCACAGGGCGAGUGGAUGUCCAGGGACUGUGUCCCACCUGCCACCAUGGAGCUGAACCAGGCACCCCCAGCUCCCACACCAGCCACGCUGAAGGCUGAGGAAGACCCCUGCAGGGUGGAGGUGAGCGACAUGGCCAUCGAUGGAGUCACGCUGCUCAUCUGCCUCUGCGGGCUGCUGGGCAACAGUGCUGUCCUCUGGCUCCUCGGCUUCCGCAUCAAGAGGAACCCCAUCACUGUCUACAUCCUCAACCUGGCCGUAGCUGACUUCACCUUCCUCCUCUUCAUGGUCAUCUCAUCCACCCUCUACAUGCUCGACAACGUCUGCUCCGCUGUGGUGGCCCCGAGGUACCUGAGGUCGCUCUUCCUGCUCUCUCUCUUCUCCUACAACAUGGGCCUGUACCUCCUGACGGCCAUCAGCAUCGAGAGGUGUGUCUCCGUCCUCUGCCCGCUCUGGUACCGCUGCCGCCGCCCCCGCUGCUUGUCACCCUUGAUGUGUGUCCUGCUCUGGGCUCUCUCCGUCGCUGUCAUCGCUGCGGUGACUUCUCUGUGCCUGCUGCACGAGCACCAGCCCUGCCAGAUGGCUCUCAUCUCCAUGUAUGCCCUCAACUUCCUCAUCUUUGCACCACCCAUGGUCAUUGCCAAUGUGAUUCUCUUCGUUAAGGUCCUGUGUGGCUCCAAGCGACGGCAACCCAAGAGGCUCUACAUUGUUAUCUUCCUCACCGUCCUCUUCUUUCUCAUCUUUGGGGUUCCCCUCAGCAUCUGGAGUUUCCUGCAGCAGUUCAGCUACUCCUUUGCUUCCUCCCAGGUUGUUUUCUUGCUUGCCUGCAUCAACAGCAGCAUCAACCCCUUCAUCUACUUCUUGGUGGGGAGCUGCCGCAGGCACUGCUCCUUGGUGUCCCUCCAGGUGGCCUUCCAGAGAGUCUUUGAAGAGACAGCUGUCAUCACGACCUGCAGCUAA
Molecule: messenger RNA, 1023 nt
Organism: Dryobates pubescens (Downy woodpecker)
Lineage: Eukaryota; Metazoa; Chordata; Aves; Piciformes; Picidae
Product: mas-related G-protein coupled receptor member H-like
Exons: 4
Coding region: 1-1023 (340 amino acids)
Biological process (GO): G protein-coupled receptor signaling pathway
Cellular component (GO): membrane
Molecular function (GO): G protein-coupled receptor activity
Source: RefSeq, a predicted model, not a curated record